AUGGUGAAGAUUUUAACCGAGGUUCCAAAUUACUUUCUCGUUGAAGUUGAGCUCUCUCAUCUCUAUCACCGUGGCUCAGUUACUAAGCUUUCUCCCUCUCUCGCCUCCAGUAUCCCACUCAAGCUCGUCGUCCCUCUUUGUGUUGUCACUCAUCACCAUCUCGCACUCAAUCGCGCUCACGCGCCUUUCUUGUCCUCGUUGUCGUCGGCGGCAGAAGCAGCAGGCCCGGAACUGGUCAUUGUCGUCGCUCCCUGUCUCGUCACCGUCUCACACUCAAUCCAACGCCUUUGUUGCCAUUGUUGUGCUCGUCGCCGCCGCCGGCAGAAGCAGCUGGUUCCGGGGCUGAUCGUCGUUGUCGUCUUCUUGCUUCGACUUUCGCCAUCAGCUUCCUCUUCACCGUCAGCUUCCUUCACACAACCAGAAGCUGGUCUCCAAUUUGCUUGUGCCUUUGAAUCAAAUGAAAAGAUUUGUCAACAAAAUCUCCCUGCAAAAGUGAAGGUGGCAAAAGCUCCAAACAGAUUGAAGAUCCCUCACGUCCAUUGCUGCAACACAAGCAAGCAGCUUUGAAUAGAGUGAAAGGCUC
Messenger RNA from Arachis duranensis, 583 nucleotides. RefSeq lists its product as uncharacterized. The transcript has 3 exons. Lineage: Eukaryota; Viridiplantae; Streptophyta; Magnoliopsida; Fabales; Fabaceae. The coding region runs from base 1 to 567 and encodes 188 amino acids. The record is from RefSeq and is a predicted model, not a curated record.